Rhodofomes roseus is the source of this 906-nucleotide messenger RNA. RefSeq lists its product as uncharacterized. Bases 193 to 570 code for a protein of 125 amino acids. The transcript is spliced from 3 exons. The record is from RefSeq and is a predicted model, not a curated record. NCBI's taxonomy places the organism in Eukaryota, Fungi, Basidiomycota, Agaricomycetes, Polyporales, Fomitopsidaceae.
GCCGUCGGGAGCCCCGGCCUUCCACCGCCUCCCGUCUAGACCGCGCGCGGUCCCUUCAGCGUCUCGCCUCCGUGCAUAAAUCCGCACCUAUGUGCUCAAGGCCCGCACGCACCGUCCUCUGGAACUGCACCUUCUGGCGAUCCACCUUCGACACCUCUGGUCUCCGUAGCGCCCGAGCCAUACCACUGCGGAAUGCCCGAGACGUAUCCCACAUCCUCACCUUCUAACAGAAGCUGGCUCCAAGAGCAUCUCCGUACUCUCGUCACAGCACCCAAUGAACAUUUUGAUCGACUGUUCACCCGCGACGCGACGGGCGUCAUAGCCGGAAAGUCCGUUGGGCGAGAGGGAAUCAAGGCGGCUUUGCUCGCUCUUCACAUGGAGUGGAGCGCCAACAGUUGCCGGUUUGGCCCUGCGACGUGCCUCGAUGGCUUCGUCGCAACGCAUUGUGAUUUUAUGCCGCGUCACGCGUGCGAAUAUACCGAGGUCGUUGCGACUGCCUUAAUCAAGCCAGAAGGAUGCAUUAGUAGCCUCGAGCUCGACGGAGAAGAGAGCCUUUUCGGUCAUUGCUGAAAUGACCGGAGCGCGAUGCUUGAAGGUUGCGGUCUGCGGAUCCAACUCUUCAUCUCGUCUCGCGAAAAAGCCAACUGCGCCAUCGAUUCUCGUCAGCCUUCGCUUCGACAAUUCGCCCUUAUGAUAUCUGUAACAUAAUUCUGAGCUUUCCAUUUCCUUUCAUGUACAACAGCGCUCACCUCAAUGAUACCUCGCUUCGCUUUUCCUCUUUUUUGACGCGCUCCGACACACGCAGUCCCGUACAUUUUGUAGGGUUUUAUACCCGUGUAAAUUAGUGAUACUCGGUCGUCUUGCUACUUACCCGUAUACUCGCGUAAUCGCGCUUAUCCUAUCGCC